Ilex paraguariensis (yerba mate) is the source of this 933-nucleotide messenger RNA. The record is from the annotation of a GenBank genome assembly. Lineage: Eukaryota; Viridiplantae; Streptophyta; Magnoliopsida; Aquifoliales; Aquifoliaceae.
AUGUUGGGAAUUUUGAAAUUCUGGAAUGUUCUGGGUGAAAAAGAUGGGGAAGAAGAUGAAGAGGAAAGUGAUGAUGAGGAUCUGGCUGAAGGAGAUGAGGAUGAAUCUGACCUGGAUUUGGCAUGGAAAAUGCUAGAUGUUGCGAGAGCAAUUGUCGAGAAACACUCCGGUGACACCAUGGAGAAAGUAGAUAUAUUGUCAGCUUUGGCGGAGGUUGCUUUGGAAAGAGAGGAUGUUGAAACCUCCCUCAGUGAUUACCUGAAAGCUCUAUCCAUUUUGGAGCGCUUGGUUGAGCCAGACAGCAGACAGAUAGCUGAACUAAAUUUCAGGGUAUGUUUGUGCUUGGAAAUUGGUUCGAAAGCUCAGGAUGCAAUUCCUUAUUGUCAAAGGGCUAUUGCAGUUUGCAAGUCUCGGGUGCAGCGGCUCAUGAAUGAAGUAAAAAAUGUGUCAGGAUCAACAGCAACAUCAGCUGUUUCUGAGUCGGACCCAAUUGUGCAGCACUCUUCUAGUGUGCUCCAAUCUGGAGAUUCUGUUGCAGAUAAAGAAGCUGAGAUUCAAACACUCACUGGCCUCUCUGGUGAUCUGGAAAAGAAGCUUGAAGAUCUCGAACAGCUUGUCUCAAACCCAACAUCAAUCCUCUCAGAUAUCCUUGGAAUGAUGUCUGCUAAGGUAAGAGGCGCUGAGAAGAGUGCUGCUUCGUCAGUAAUGAGCUCUUCGCAGAUGGCUACAGCUAGCAGCAGUGGAGGUUUUGAAUCUCCAACUGUUUCAACUGCUCACACAAUUGGGGCUGCUGCUGGAGUAGUAACACAUCUUGGGGUGGUGGGUAGAGGAGUCAAGCGAGUGUUGAUGAACUCGGGCACAGCAGAAUCCAGCGCAAAUAAAAAGCCUGCAUUGGAUUCACCACCAAACAAAGGAAAUGGCAAUUCCUCUUGA